GUCCUUUGCAUCUGACGGCCCACAUCUCACAAGCAUUCUCAGUCACUGAGAUACAGACCUGAUGAAGAUACAACCAUGGAUGAAGAAGAGGCUCUCAACUCUAUUAUGAAAGAUCUCGCAGCCUUGGGCAAAUGCGGGGGUCUCUUGGACAGCAACCGGAACAAGAACCACGUCCAUUCUAGCAAACAGUUGCGGAAUGCCAGGAUCAAAUUUGAACACGAUGGAGAGAAAAGGAUUAUCCAGUUCCAGAGGCCAGUUAAAUUCAAAGAAGUUCUACAGAAAGUCAUGGAUGCUUUCGGACAGAUGAUGGACUUGCACUAUGCCAACAAUGAGCUCCUGAUUCCCCUGAAAUCACAGGAAGACCUGGACCGAGCGGUGGAACACUUGGAUCUUAGCCCUUCUCUCAAGAGCCUGAGAGUGUUUGUGAAAACUCCAAAGAAAACAAACACUCUGCAACCCAACAACAGCAAGCAACACGAGAUGAGAAUAUCCAAGUCCAUGGGAGAUAUCAUGGGGUCCCUCUACAAAGACGCAGAGCGGACACGGAAGCAUUCGACAGGUUCCCUGCACACAGGCCGGAGUUCUCCACCUCCCGGGAGCGUUCCGGAAGAGCAGCAGCAAAUUGCCCGGCAGGGCUCCUACACCAGCAUCAACAGCGAAGGGGAGUUUAUCCCGGAAAUGAUGGACCAAAAUUUGUUGGAGCCGUUUAUCAGUCCAGACGACUCUCUCUCUGGAAGCUGUCAGUCCCUGGACAGAUCCAUAGACAGCCCACCCUUUAGCCAAACGCCUGUUUCAAGAAGAAACAUCAGAGAAGCCAACGGCAGCAUUGAUUGUCUAGAUUUCGAUAUCCCAUUUUGUGAGAGAUUUGGCAAAGGAGGGACCUUCCCAAGACAGUAUCAUCUUUCCCAGAGUCGCAAGGACUACACUGACGGUCGAAGAACCUUCCCCCGGAGUUACGUUCCUCCAGAGAACCUCUUCCAGCUUCUGCCGUCCAGCCGAACGAAAAGCUUCAACGGAGACAAUAAGCUGGUGACCUUGCGGUACGAGGAGCGCGGGGCCAACAAAUGGUGGCACAACUGUGACAAAAUCUUCCAAGGCUUUGGCUCUUCUCCUGCCAAGACGAGGAACACACUACAGGCCCCAGUGAACUGGCGUCUUGGGAAGCUGCUAGGCCGAGGCGCCUUUGGAGAGGUCUACCUUUGCUAUGAUGUGGACACUGGCCGAGAGCUCUCUGUAAAGCAGGUGCCUUUUGACCCCGACAGCCAAGAGACGAGCAAAGAAGUGAAUGCCUUAGAAUGUGAGAUCCAGCUGCUCAAAACCCUCCGUCACGAGAGGAUAGUUCAGUAUUACGGCUGCUUGCGGGACCCUGAGGAGAGGAAGCUGUCCAUCUUUGUGGAAUACAUGCCAGGGGGCUCUAUCAAAGACCAGCUGAAAGCUUACGGUGCCCUAACAGAGAACGUGACCCGGAAGUACACCAGGCAGAUCCUGCAAGGGGUUUUCUACCUACACAGCAACAUGAUUGUACACAGAGAUAUUAAAGGUGCCAACAUUUUGAGGGAUUCUGUUGGGAAUGUGAAACUAGGAGACUUCGGUGCCAGCAAACGCAUUCAGACCAUCUGUAUGUCCGGAACCGGGAUGAAAUCUGUCACAGGGACGCCCUACUGGAUGAGCCCUGAGGUGAUCAGUGGAGAAGGUUACGGACGGAAGGCUGACGUGUGGAGCGUAGGCUGCACCGUGGUAGAAAUGUUGACUGAGAAGCCACCUUGGGCGGAAUUUGAAGCCAUGGCGGCCAUUUUCAAGAUUGCGACGCAGCCCACGAAGCCUCAGCUUCCGGACGGGGUUUCGGACUUCUGCCGCAGCUUCCUCAAGUUGAUCUUUGUGGAGGAGAAGCGGAGGCCCACGGCAGAAGAUCUCCUGAGGCACCCUUUUGUGAGCUUUAGCCUCUAGCAGGCCUUCUUCUGAGAGGAAAGGAAAAGACCAAAGGUUCACACAGUAACGGUGGAGUGAGCAACAAAAAGACCUGCACACUUCUAAAUUCAGCCUCAAUUUCCUGUUUGGGUUACUCUCAUACCUGCCGCGUUGUUGUCCAUCAUGCCUCGUUGGCCAGGCAGCGGCCAUCUUGUCAAGCCUCUAAGCUGCACUUUCAGCCAUCUUGACUUUGUGGAGCCUGAUGAGUCUUUGAGAUGGAAGGAUUUUGGGGGGGAUGAGGUGAUGCUAGCAAUAGGACAUGUUGCCUUGUGAACGCUCGUGGAUUGUCUGCUCACGUAGCUUUCGCACUAGGACCUGAUGGACUUGAACAGCCACCAAAGAACAAGGUGAAGGAUGCUGACAGCUUUUCGUCAACGGAUAACUGUCAUUGUUGACAAGAACAUCCUGGUAAAAUGGCAGAAAACAGCAACAUGGGCAGCACUGCUCUACGGAACUAGCUUUGUCUGUCGUUGAGGCCAGAUUCUGGUGGCUGUUAAAACAGAACCCAGGAUGAAGCAAGCAGAAAUAAAUCCAGCACAAAACCAGCAAUGGCACAUGUCUACUUCUCUCUGAAAAAGGAAAAGCCAUGACUUAUAUCAGGAAGUCCGGUGCACAUAGAACCACCUGUUGGGAGCAGGAGAACAACGAGGGUAGUUUGUAUCUUAAGUAGUAAUUAUAAUCAAAGGCUAUAGCGGUGAUCCAACCUCAAAUGGUCAAGUUGGGGAUAUGACUGCAAAGUAAUCAUGUGGAAUAGAACACUACAGAAAUGUACAACUGUAUGAGAUUCCUCCAAAGCUAUUUAUCUUUCCCUUGGACCAAAAGGAGAAUUAGUUAUAUCCAACCCAGCUAUAACAGAAAUAGUGGUUUAACUCUUUGUUUAAAAUUUCAAGUGAUGGGGACUUUGUCAGCCUCCUUGCUUAUGUCUGGGGCUCAGUGUGUGAGGAAGAUGUGAUGGUAAGGAAAUCCACAAGCUUCUACCUACAAUAGUUCUGCUCAGCGCAGUUACAAAGGACCAGUAUAAACUAUAAGGCUCCCUUGCAGAGGCUAUCAAAAAGCAUUUCCCCAAGAUGGAAGUCACGUUUUAACGUGAUUUACUAUUAGAGCUGCAACAUUUAGUUGAGCGGAGGGUAACACACACCACUGUUGUCAUGACAUUGUUUCCCACCAAAAUCGGGCUCCCCAUAGCCCGCUGUUUGCCAGACCUCUGAGAGCGAAAUUGUACUGGGAGAUUGGGUGUGCAAUCCCAGCAUACCCUGUUUCUCAGCAGAGUCGCUUUUUCUGUGGGGGGAUCAUUACAUGUAUCUUUUGUUUUUUAAGAUGCACAUUUAUGCAGAUCGAAUGAAGUGGUUGGUUGAUAAUCAACUAAAUUCAUAGGAUUCAUUGAGUGAGAUGAUUUCAGUUGGGUGAUAGCCCUAUUCUUUGCUGAAUGCAUUGUCCCAAAGUCAUGUACAGCACUGCAUAUCCUCAGCGUAAUGGUGCGGGUGUACAAAUAUAGCAUGCGCUUGUGGGGGAAACACGUGGUAAGGAAUGUUUAAAUGUUACAGAACUUGAAUGGAUCCGCUCUACACGGAAGGCCUUUUCAGUACACCCCAGGCGGGCCAUAUAUCAGCCCCAAGGGUGUCUUGAUUGGACUAAAAAGCAAGAGAGACAGCACACUGCCAGCCAAUCAGGGCAAAGCAAGUGCGUCUGGCCAUGCAUUUUCUUAGUUGGUCAGUGCUGCUCUUUGGCAAUCCCAUGGAAACAUGGCAUAUAGUAGUGGCCCCCAUAGCUACAUUAUAUCUAACCCCUCCCCCCCACCAAAAAUCAGAUUCUGUAUAAAGGUAUAAACCAGACCAUGUGUCCUAAGUUAGUUGUGCGUUUUAAGCAAAAGUAUUCUGUAUAUAUUUUGCUGAGUUUACAUUCUGUCUUCUCUGCUCAUGGUAGAAAAGCAGCACCCCGAAACGCUCUUGUUUGACUUCCUCUGUGUCCUUGGUAUCUGAUACUUCACCAGGCAAACACAUUUUCUGGAUCAUAUCUAAGGCCAUAAGGACUAAAACAAGCAAGAAAUUGUCUGUUAUUGAACAGUUAUUAUUAUUUUCUCUUUUUUUCUUUUUUGUAAUUGCACAGUGCACUUGAAGAGAAGUGGAAUACAGCCAGUCCUGGCUAAGGUUGUAAUUUAUGUCCCAUUCAUUUUAAUGGAUCUGGAUUACGCCAUAAAUCAGUUUCAACUAGGCACCGAAACUGGUGCAAAAGACAGGACGUUGAUUUAAAGAGGAGCAAACAUGAGAAGACUCACUCGGACAUUGUAUGUUAGUUCUCACUAAGAUUUUUAAGAAAAUUGAUUCCCUGGUUACCUUUUUAAUACACGCACACUCGCCCCGACUAAUUUGAUUGCAGAGAGAUGGUUCCAGCCUCUACCAUCUGGAUUUAAUUCUUAGUCCGUAGGGAACGUUUGGGAAAAUGUUAAUACUGGGGAAUGGAUAUGUCCAAAGGCUGAUGCUUAUGCAUGGGCAGGGCCGUAGCCUGACCUACUUUUAAAAGAUCUGUUUACAACGGUUGUGAGACAGUGUCUAAGGCCUCGUUCACACACUCAAGCGUCAGAGGUUAUCAUCUCAGGCCUCCUGCCAUGACCUUGUCUACAUCAACAGCACAUUCCAGUAUGUCUUCUGUAUCUUUGCUGGGUUUUUUGGGGUCAUUUACAGGUUACUGUGUCCUCUGUGGUACUGUGAACCCCAGCCACUGAAGAAAAGCAAACCUGUUCACAUUUACAAGGUCACUUACCCGAGAAUGAAGAAAGGGAAAUGAAGUAAAUACCCCUGAUUUUAUCAGAGGUUCCUACCUCUCUCUAACCUCAUUUCUGCCUUCUAUCCAACUUUUGAAUGUGUAGGUAGGCCAAAGGUUAAAAUGAGUUGAAGGAUUGUUAAACCAGGAUAUCUGAUUGUCUAAGAAGCCACUGGUUCACCAGGCAUCCUUCAUCUUGUUCACUGAAUUUGUCUACUUCUGGUCCCCCCCCCCCCCCGCCCUUUUCUUUUCUUUUCUUUCAAACCCAACUCAGCCAUCCUGGAUUUCAUGACACAUGAAGUUUUCCAAAUGGAUGCACUGAUUAUCCACCGAUUCCUUACAGAGAUGGUCUUUCCUGCCAUAGGGCACACAGCCUUUGUCACUGAUAUAUACUUCUGCCCUCCUCUGUUAAUAUAUGUAAAUAGAUGUGAAUGACCCCUAAGGUGCCUUUGCUUCUGUUUUGUCAAACUCUUGCAGUGAUUCAGGUGUACAGAAGAGAACAAGAAAGACCAAAAGGAAAGGUCAUGGUUUGGAUUCGGACUUUGUCGUACUUCAGAAUUGACCCAGUGAAAACAGUGGGAAUUACAACAAACUAACUUAAUUCCCCUGUAUUUCAAUGGGUCUAUACUAAGUAUGACUAAGUAUGAAUCCAAAGCAAUGUAUGCGCCAUGUACAUAUUUUUAAAAGGUGCAUAGCCUGUCAGGAGGUGGGUUCCUGAUGUAUAAUAGGAACUCUGCUUUUGAAAACAUUACGAUCUCAUUCCUAAGACUAUAUCGUCAUAUAUAUGAAUUGUGAUGCCCCCCUUCCUUGCACAAGAAAAGGGUUUAAGAGUGAACUUGUAUGUCAUCUAACUUGUUAUUUCAGCCCCUCAAACUGGUUUCGGCGCAUGCUGCUUCAUGGACAUAACUUCACUUUCAAUUUAAACUGAUCUAAAAUCAGAUUAACCAUUGCAGCUUCUUUCCCAGGAGUUAUGGAAGUUGUAGUUGUGCAGUUUUGGGAAACAUUUGUUAGAGAUCCUUUUCAUUUUCACAGAUCUACAAUUCCAAGGCAGGAAGGCCAUAGCUGUUAAAACAAGGCUCAAUUCCUUUGUAUUUUUAGACAGAAAACAGUCCCACAACUCCCAGCGAGCUAUGCUGGGUGGGAAAUACUGGGAGUUGUAGGAUUUUUUUUUCUGUCUAAACAUGCAUAGGAUUGUGCCUUAAAUUCAUAAUGUAGACAUGCCCAUGGACCCAUAUAAUUAGAAGACGCCAAAGAACAUCUAAUCCAAGGCUCCAUUUAAAACAAGUCAAUAUAGCCAUUAGUCUUCCAUAAUGUUUCCCCACUGCAUGCCAAGCUCAAGACGUGCUUUUCACUGCCUUGGUGGGAACUAUUAUUAUUUGCUGCUCAGCUAUUGCAGGAGGCCGUGUCCCUCUUUAGCCAAAAUUAGUCUUUCUCCCGUCCCACCCCCUUUCAUAGGUUAAAAGAGGAGCAUUCUGGGAUUCUUUUUCUGUAGUCAUCCAAGUGGUACCUACGGAAACCAAAACAGCUUUUAAGUUAGUGGUUUGAGUUUUGAGGCUAUAAUUUGAGCAAGAUGCCCCCCUGGAAUUAGAGGCAGCUAUAAAAAAAAAUUAUUGGGGGUGGGGUGAGAGUGAUAAUAUUAAAGCCACUUAUUAAUGGGCUUUUUUAAAGUAAUGUAUUCAGUUCUGAAACUUGACAUUUGAAUGCGUUCCAAAACAUGGCUACUCAGUACGGGAUAUGCACAUAAGAAACUAGGAAAGGAUGUUCUCUGUUCAGAUUUGAAACGUUGCUAAUAAUCAGACAGGACCAAUGAGAAAGUAAGUAGACCAACUUUUUGUCUCCAUUAAAAUAGGGAAGUAUGCAUUCAUUUCCUUUGGUUUGUGUCUUAGCUGAGGGAAGGAUGAAGCCUUAAGAUGUCUCAAAACGCUUUAGAGGUGUGAGUUUUGUUCACACAUUUGCAAAACACAGUACCCUUUGUUCUGUGCACGCACUGACGUGUUUAAAAUAUUUUAACCCUGACAUACCAAUAAGCAGUGGGGCAUUAUGCACUAUGCGAAAUCAUAACGUGAACGAUGCAUGGGCUGCGUGCUGAAACCUAGUUUUUAAGACUGCCCACUUUUCAACCCCUUAUAAUAUAAAUGCCACUGUUAAAGCUCUUUAUCCUGAUAAGUUCAUACUCUCGGUGGUAUGGAUAAUUUUAAAUAUUGUAAAUUAUUACAGCUCUCGAAGGAUUUGUUGAUAGGAAAGAAAAAAAGAUACUGCUUUUUGGGGCAUGUGGAACACAUUGUUGAAUGUACUUUGUUAAAUGCUGUAAAUGCUUUUUAUCUUCUCCCCUUCCCGAUGCAUGAAAUAAAAUAUUUUUAAAUUUUGUGGUAA
This is a messenger RNA of Elgaria multicarinata webbii, 7101 nucleotides long. Its product is annotated as mitogen-activated protein kinase kinase kinase 3-like. Gene Ontology annotation, molecular function: protein binding; protein kinase activity; ATP binding. NCBI's taxonomy places the organism in Eukaryota, Metazoa, Chordata, Lepidosauria, Squamata, Anguidae. Bases 76 to 1947 code for a protein of 623 amino acids. The record is from RefSeq and is a predicted model, not a curated record. The transcript is spliced from 16 exons. Gene Ontology annotation, biological process: protein phosphorylation.